AUGGGAUUUUUGGAGAGAUCUUUAUGGAGCUGGAGAAUUAUUGAACGAGAUGAUGGUUAAUGGAAUUGAUUUCGAUGAAGGAACACGAGAUAUUGUAAGUGAUAUUGCAUUGGAGAUAUUUGAUGAGGAUGGGAAAUUAACAUCAGGAUGGGAACUCGAACAGGAAGGACAAGUUUACAAAAAAAUAUCGGAAGCUUUUAAAAUUAUUUCAAAGAAAAUUAAGGAAGAAUCUCAUACUAAUAGAAGAAAGGAAUAA
Molecule: messenger RNA, 256 nt
Organism: Scutellospora calospora
Lineage: Eukaryota; Fungi; Glomeromycota; Glomeromycetes; Diversisporales; Gigasporaceae
Source: the annotation of a GenBank genome assembly